UCACAGGGACCAGUUAAUGAACAAGCAGUUGCAAAUAUAUAUGCGGUAAUAAGGUCUGAACUCAACCAAAUUCACUCGAAAAUCACCGAGCUGAGAAUGGAAGUUAGCGAGCACUCCUGGGUAGUUAAUGCCAUUCAGUCGCUCGAUCCCUCUAGACGAUGUUAUCGAAUGAUUGAGGGUGUUCUGCUCGAGAAAACUGUGAAGGAAGUCUUGCCGGCGGUGCUGCGCAACAAAGAGGGACUCGAAGAAGUUAUUAGCAGGCUCAAGAAGAAAAAGGUGAUUGUUGAGUUUGAGGCUAAAUAUAAAAUCAGGACAAGGAAAGCUGAUGCAGAGGUGAAGGAUGAAUCCGGUAGAAAGGAAGGCGCUGCUCAAGGCGUUCUUGUUGGCCCUGUAGGUGGAAGUGAAGCAUAGAUCAGGUUUUACUCUGUUUUCUGAGAAUGUUAGCAUGAAGUCUUCUUUAAUCUUGUCCUUUAGCACGUUGUGGUGUUACCGGACCGGACCGGUCGGUCGGACCGGUCCAACAGCGGACGGGCGACAUUAACAAUCCGGCCAAGCAUGUAAAACUGUUUACCAGUCAAGAACCGAUCGGAACCGGGAUCCGGACGGUUUACACAAAACGGAAGCUCCUUCGUUUCUUUCCCCCUUUCUUUCUUUCAUUCAGAAAGAAAUCACAGAAACUCAGCCAAAAAAACCCUAGCCCUGUAAGCCUACACCACCGCCGCAAGGAGUGGCAUACUGCCGCCGUCCCUCGUGCUCCAAGUCUGCAACCCCUGUUCGCUGUCACCGAUCGCAGCUGCUUCCUCGAGCUCGGCGUCCGUGUCUUUGUCUGCUCAGCCGCGCUUCCGCCCCCGUUUGUUUGCCGUUCACGUUCGCGUCUUCGUUCAGCCGUCGUCUUCGUUCGCGUUCUUCGCCUUCACGUUCGCUCGGCGUUCACCGUUCGCGUUCACUCGCCGUUCACCGUUCGAGUUUUCAUUCGCGUUCGUCUGGAAGCCACGUUGCUCUGCUUCAAACUCUGCGACCAACCCGUGCGCUCCACCUAGCCGUCGAACUGCUCUCUUUUGUUGCCGCCCACCGUAAUCUCCGGCCACGCAGAUUGUAUUCCCACCGGUGGCGUUAGCUUCUUCUCCAUCCGCGGCGACGAAUUCUCAACUGUUCACGGCUGUAGCAGCUUCUUUUUUCGGGGCACGUACGGA
This is a messenger RNA of Arachis ipaensis, 1193 nucleotides long. The record is from RefSeq and is a predicted model, not a curated record. Lineage: Eukaryota; Viridiplantae; Streptophyta; Magnoliopsida; Fabales; Fabaceae.